AUGGAGACCAUGCAUGAGAUCAUCCCAUUCGCCAAGGAGAUGCUGAGUGCAGGGCCCUCCAAGGGCUCCAUGAAGAUUUACCUGGUGGGUGGCACCUUUGCCGUUCUGGGCAUGGUCAGCGGGAUGAUGGAGGUGGCCUGCUCGCUCUUCCCCGAGCAGGACGAGCCCGUCCUAGAGAAGCUGGAGGAGAUGGUCCCGGUGACGGAGAAGGCCCAGGAGGCCCAGACCGCCAUCCCCGAGCCAGACGACAUGGAUGCUGAGAUGGAAGCCAAGGCUAAGGAACUACCCAUGCUCAGGCAGCGGCGCAUGAGCUUCAGAGCACACGCCUCAUAAACAGCACACACUCCGCCGCUACACGUACUCAUGCACUUAGCCUGGAACAGAGACGAGUUCUGCCUUUGCACUGAGGGAUUCUUACGCAUGCCUGACGGAGAGGAAACGGAAAGUGUCUGUUGGGAUUGAAUGCUGCUGAGCAGCGCAAGUUGCUGGAAGUAUCGGAAGCUCCAUGUUAUCAAAUGUUACGUAUCAGAUGAUGUAAUGAUGUAUUGAUUUUCUACUGGGUGAACGUUCGUUAUUUAUACAGGAUGUAUUAAAGUCUUUAUAGAAUGUGCUUAAGUCUGACUGCCAAUGAAUAAAGUAUAGUUUCCUGAAA
Messenger RNA from Astyanax mexicanus (Mexican tetra), 652 nucleotides. It is a transcript of the gene g0s2, whose product is annotated as G0/G1 switch 2. The transcript has a single exon. The record is from RefSeq and is a predicted model, not a curated record. Bases 1 to 333 code for a protein of 110 amino acids. Lineage: Eukaryota; Metazoa; Chordata; Actinopteri; Characiformes; Acestrorhamphidae.